Eremothecium cymbalariae DBVPG#7215 is the source of this 2796-nucleotide messenger RNA. RefSeq names its product Far11p (gene FAR11). Bases 1 to 2796 code for a protein of 931 amino acids. NCBI's taxonomy places the organism in Eukaryota, Fungi, Ascomycota, Saccharomycetes, Saccharomycetales, Saccharomycetaceae. The transcript has a single exon. Gene Ontology annotation, biological process: cytoskeleton organization. The record is from RefSeq and is a predicted model, not a curated record. Gene Ontology annotation, cellular component: cytosol.
AUGCCUGAAUUAGUUAGACCUACCUCACCCUUAAUAAGGUCACUUCCUUCGCAAGAAUUAAUGAAGAAAAAGCAGAAUAAGAAGUCACCUUAUAAGUAUACAGAAGAUGUUGGGAAAUACGAUGGUACCGAUGCCAGUACAGCAGUUGAGGCUUCAUUAUUGCAAGAUUUGGAUAUUAUAUUGCAUAAAAAAUUGCAGAUGAAUAAUACGACUUUUGAUCAACCGGGGUCACCGGGAACUACGAAUAACUCCUCUAAUGGGACAAAUGUGGGGUUUCAAAUGAAUGAGGAGGAAAGAGAAAAUGAUGAAGAAUUAGAAGUGCCUGGGGAGGAUGAAGACGAGGAUUUCACAAAUGUUGAUGAAAUAGAUGGGCCCAUUUCUCCGUCUAGCAGCUGUAAGGUUAUGAAUGAUAUCCCAAGCAGUUCUGCAUCACCUGUAUGCCUUUCUCCAAUUGUUCAGAAAAUGAAACAUAUGCCAGAGGACUCUGAGGAUAUAGUUGAUGAGAAUAUACCUAUUGAUGAGGAUUACAAAAAGCAGUUGGACCAACGUGCUGCUGAGAUUUCAUCUGGUUUUGUUUUCCAUACAGCUUCUAAGCCCACCCUUGAUUGGUCUUUAAAAGCAUUCUAUUCACUACCCGAGGAGCUCUCAGAGUGGCUAGAUUUGAAAGAUUAUAUGCUGUUGAAUAAGUCUAAAGCUUCAUUUGAAAGUAAGUUUUCUCCUGGUAACUUUGUGGAAGAUGUUGCCUACUCAAACGAAUGUGUAAAUACAUUGAAAAAAGAACUGUCAGAAGAUCAUCUCAACGGUGAUGCUAUAUUGGCAAUGUGUUACAUUGUUUUUGGUAAUUUCAAAGAAAUGCAUAAUCUGGAAUCGCAUUUGGGCAGUAUUCGAAGGAAUUCUCUACUUUUAGCUGAUGCUGCAAUGGGCAUAAUAAUCAGAGUUUUCAAGAAACAAGCGGAAUUUUGCAGGGAUAAAAAUUCCAAUUUGUCGCAAUAUAACUCUUUACUAUUUUAUUCUUCGACUGUGUUUUAUUUUAUCAUUUGCGUUUGCAUAGAGACUAGGGCCUCCGACCAAGACAUCGUUGAUAAAGUAAUAGAUACGAUUUUCGAAGCGGGUAUUUUGGAAUUCAUAACAAUGUACAUAGAGCAUUGGCGCUGGCAUAGCAGGCUUUGCAUGAGGAUACGGAAUAUGCUUAUGAUAUCGUUCAAGCUUCUAACCCUCCAAUUUGGAGAUGAAGUCCAUUAUCAGAAGGUUAGAACUUAUAUUCAUAAUUUACACGGGAUUGAAACUUACGAAAAUAGGCCGGAAAAAUUAACCGCUUCUCCGCUGGAUUAUGAAGCAUUCCGUAUAGAUAUCAACUCCAGGUUCCCAAUUUCAAAGGCUUUGGAAUCCAAAAUACCUAAAGAUUUUGAUAACCCUAACUCAUUGUCACAAUUCUUGGAGAUACCAAGGCCUAAGGCCCAUAGUGCUGUAAAAAUGACGCUCCCUGAACCACAAUUACAUAUAGCAACUCCGGUGCCAUCGCCGCCAGGUUCUCCAAUAUCUCCAUAUACUCCAAAAACUCGGAAAUCAUUCCAAACAAACUUGUGUUAUCCGUCAUUAUAUCCAUCAGAUGAUGAAGAUAAUACAGAUGAAUUGGAAAGCAGGAUCCAACUUCCAGACGAACUUGAUAAUAACAACGUUCUUCCUUACAAUGUCCAAGAGGCCAUAGAGAUCCUUUCUAAAAAUAUAGAAAUAAAGCUUUCGGUUAAACAGUUGUGGCACGAACGGAGCCUAUUCAUGAUGCAAGAACGAGGAUGGAACGAAGCAGAAAAGCAUUCAAACGACCCGUACGAUUAUUCAGCACUAGAAGAUAAUUCACAGGAAAUCAAAACCAUGAGACGUAUUGAAAAUUACUACCAGAAAUGUUUGCCAAGCUUAAUAUCCUUGGUUUAUGUUUUGUUGCAAACAAUCGAAUCGAAUUUGAAUAUCCAUGAAUACUUUGUCAAAGACUUCCCGGCUGACAUGUCUAUAGAACUGUUAACCCCGCAGUUAGAAAUUAGUAGAGCAAAAGAAAUUUUAAUGAGAUCUUCCAGCGGUAUUCUAUUUACAUUGUUGAAAUGGUUCAAGUUAAGCCACAUUUUGAAGUUUGAAUACUUGUCGUCGCUUAUCUAUGAUUCAAAAGUUACCGACGUUUUCAUCCCAUUAUUGUCCAAAUUCACAUAUAAUUACAACGACAGACUAUACAAACGAACUGUUAUGUUACCACACUCAUUCUUCGCAGAAUGCAGCAAGAACAACUUAAUAUAUCGCGAUUCCUACGAUGAGAAGUUCACUCAACUGUACCCCUUGGACUCUGAGGUGAAUAUAAGGAUGAUCUCUUCAGAGGUUUAUAUGCUCGAGGUGCUAUCAAAAAUCAUAGGUAAAAAAACAUACAGAUUAAAGGAAUUGCCACUAAACAUCGGUACUCUUUUCUGCAAACUAUACCAAAUCUUCAAUCUAGACAUCUACCGCCCCAUAUUAAGACUAGUGAAAGAACUUACCCCAUUCAAAAAUAAAAGAUGGAAAUCUGAACACAUAGAAUUGAUAUCCGGCGUUUAUCUAUACGAAAAACUCUCCUUGGUGGACAAUUGGGUAGCUGGUAAAGAUAUAUCUGGUGAGAUGCACGAUGCUUAUGGUCACGAAAUAGCUUUAAGAGCAAUGCUACAAUUUUACAACUUCACUCACUACAAAAUACCAAUGGAACAGUGCGGUUACACUGAAAAACCAAGCAAAUCCUUUUUCAGCAAAGAAUCUGAAAUAUUAACAUCUAAUUAUUGA